Messenger RNA from Eutrema salsugineum, 730 nucleotides. RefSeq names its product CLAVATA3/ESR (CLE)-related protein 25. Bases 141 to 386 code for a protein of 81 amino acids. The record is from RefSeq and is a predicted model, not a curated record. The transcript has 3 exons. Lineage: Eukaryota; Viridiplantae; Streptophyta; Magnoliopsida; Brassicales; Brassicaceae.
CUUCUUCUGUCCAAAGAUAUCUCUCUAUUUAUGUGACAGUCACUUCACCAACAUCAUGGAUGUUCUGCUCAGUCUAUUCUUGGGUUUGGUUGGCCAGUUGUUCAUGUUAAACAGGAAGCUGUAGGGACAUAGGUUGCAGUAUGGGUGGAAAUGGCAUUAGAGCUUUGGUUGGAGCUGUUGUGUCUCUGGGUAUUAUUGUGUUUCUUCUUGUCGGUAUCUUAGCAAACUCUGCAACAAGGGUUCCAUCAACACGAAAGGUCAAGACUUUGCGGUUUAGUGGUGAGGAUGUGAAUCUGUUUCAUGUGAGCAAGCGAAAAGUUCCAAAUGGACCUGAUCCUAUUCAUAACAGGAAAUCAGAAACUUCGAGACGGCCAACACGAGUUUGAUAUAGCUACGAGACGUGAAUGACACAAAGUGAACUACGCGACCUCUCAAUUGCAUUUCCACGUCAAGAAGCUACUUUUCUUUUUUGGUGGAGCGAUCCAUAACUUCAAAUAUAGAUACAGGCUAUGAAUUCAUAGCUUGUGUAGCCUUGCUCUGUUUUGCAAAGGUGAAGUCUCUUCUUGGCUCUGUAGCGUUUUGGAAGGUGAAGUCAUGCUCUCUUUUUCUUUUUGGACCAUUGUUGUCUAAAGAUUGAUUUUUUUUAGACGUGAAGGUGUAGAGAAGAUUGAGGCAGAUAUUAAGAUUUCUUAAUGGCUUUGUAGGGUUUUUUAAUAACAUUUAUAGAAUU